Molecule: messenger RNA, 1992 nt
Organism: Phodopus roborovskii (desert hamster)
Lineage: Eukaryota; Metazoa; Chordata; Mammalia; Rodentia; Cricetidae
Gene: Cdk16
Product: cyclin dependent kinase 16
Exons: 16
Coding region: 16-1728 (570 amino acids)
Biological process (GO): neuron projection development; protein phosphorylation; exocytosis
Cellular component (GO): synaptic vesicle; nucleus; cytoplasm
Molecular function (GO): protein kinase activity; ATP binding
Source: RefSeq, a predicted model, not a curated record
UGGUGCCAGCGAAACAUGCCAUUCUAUGGACACACCCAGGAUUUUGUCACUUGUCCUUCAGUUCUAACUGAACCCCUUGUCCCAACUGUGGCUUCGUCUGUCACUGCUGCUGCACCUGAAGACAGCUGCUGUGGAGUAUUGUGCUCCCACAGUGAGACUAUUGCCCUAGAGACCAACAAUCUACUGAAUGGCCCCUUGCCCUCAGCAAGCCACCCAAGUCUUAGUACCCAGGUUGCCAUGGAUCGGAUGAAGAAGAUCAAACGGCAGCUGUCAAUGACACUCCGAGGGGGCAGAGGUAUAGACAAGACCAAUGGUGCCCCGGAGCAGAUAGGCCUGGAUGAGAGUAGUGGUGGAGGUGGCAGUGACCUUGGAGAGGUCCCUACCCGUGUUGCCCCUGGGGAGCUUCGCUCUGGAAGGGGCCCACUCAGCUCUGCACCAGAGAUUGUGCACGAAGACAUGAAGAUGGGGUCUGAUGGGGAGAGUGACCAGGCUUCAGCCACAUCCUCAGAUGAAGUGCAGUCUCCAGUGAGAGUACGCAUGCGCAACCACCCACCACGCAAGAUCUCCACUGAGGACAUCAACAAACGCCUCUCGCUACCAGCUGACAUCCGCCUGCCUGAGGGCUAUCUUGAGAAGCUGACCCUCAAUAGCCCCAUUUUUGACAAGCCUCUUAGCCGGCGCCUCCGCCGUGUCAGCCUGUCUGAGAUUGGCUUUGGAAAACUGGAAACCUACAUCAAACUUGAUAAGCUGGGUGAGGGUACCUAUGCCACUGUCUACAAAGGCAAAAGCAAGCUCACAGACAACCUUGUGGCACUCAAGGAAAUCAGACUGGAACACGAAGAAGGGGCACCUUGCACUGCUAUCCGGGAAGUGUCCCUGCUCAAGGACCUCAAGCAUGCCAAUAUUGUCACACUACAUGACAUUAUCCACACGGAGAAGUCCCUUACCCUUGUCUUUGAAUACUUGGACAAGGACCUGAAGCAGUACCUGGAUGACUGUGGGAAUGUUAUCAACAUGCACAAUGUGAAACUGUUCCUGUUCCAGUUGCUCCGUGGCCUGGCCUACUGCCAUAGGCAGAAGGUGCUACACCGAGACCUCAAGCCCCAGAAUCUACUCAUCAACGAGAGGGGAGAGCUCAAGCUGGCUGACUUUGGCCUGGCUCGUGCCAAGUCAAUCCCUACUAAAACAUACUCCAACGAAGUGGUGACACUGUGGUACCGGCCCCCUGACAUCUUACUCGGAUCCACAGACUACUCUACCCAAAUUGACAUGUGGGGUGUGGGCUGCAUCUUCUAUGAGAUGGCCACAGGCCGGCCCCUCUUCCCGGGUUCCACGGUGGAAGAACAGCUGCACUUCAUCUUCCGCAUUUUGGGAACCCCAACUGAGGAGACAUGGCCAGGCAUUCUAUCCAAUGAAGAGUUUAGAACAUACAACUACCCCAAGUACCGAGCCGAGGCCCUUCUGAGCCAUGCACCCCGACUUGAUAGCGACGGAGCUGACCUCCUCACCAAGCUGCUGCAGUUUGAGGGUCGCAAUCGGAUCUCUGCUGAGGAUGCCAUGAAACAUCCAUUCUUCCUCAGCCUAGGGGAGCGGAUCCACAAACUUCCUGACACUACUUCCAUAUUUGCACUAAAGGAGGUACAGCUACAAAAGGAGGCCACUAUUCGGUCUUCUUCUAUGCCUGACUCAGGCAGGCCAGCUUUCCGUGUGGUGGAUACCGAGUUCUAAGCCAAGCUUUAAGCCACAGACCAAGGCCCCAGCAGGCAGCAGCUGGAGGGAUGCCAUACCCCUCACAGGGCAGUCCCCAUCUGUAGUCCUCCCUGUUUGUUGCCUGCCUACCUGCCUGAGCCACACUUUCCUACCAUCUUGUCCCCUGCCACCUGCCUAAACACCCAACCACCCAACCACUGGCCUGGCCUGUAAACCCAACCACUGGCCUGUCAACUCAACCAUUGGCCUGUCUGCUGGGUGCUAACAAAGCUCUCACCACUA